GCAAGUUUUUUAAUUAUUAUUUUGGACAAUACUUAUUUGGAGUCCAAAAAGCUUGAUGUAGAUUUUCUAAAUGUCAAUGUCUCGUAAUCGUAUCUAAUCCUUUUUUUAUUCCUCCAAACGAACGUAAAUCACAAACUAAUCUCAAUAUCUUUCAAUAACAUUAUAAUUAAGUAAAUAUUAGUGUUUUUUUCGUUUUAAACGUGCUCUUAGAAUACGACAUGUACUCACUAAUCACUGUGACGACUCGGUUUAAGUCUUGAUUUUGGACUUGACCCAAUAAAUCUAUUAAGCAACAAUGUUAGCAUCUUGUUCAAUAUGUGGGGAUUGUUUUACCGGAAUUCAUCCUGAAUCAGUUCAUUCAACACCUUGUGGUCAUGUUUUCCACUACGAAUGUCUCAUGACAUGGAUUAAAAGAUCACAAACAUGUCCACAUUGUCGGUCCAAAGUAACUGAAAAGCAAAUUAUUAAGCUAUAUUUUCACAACAAUUCAAAUUUAAGUAUUAAAGAAGAUAUAUCGUCAUUGACACACCAAGUGCAGUCACUUACAUAUGAAAAUACUUUGAAGAAUGAAGAAAUAAAAAAUUUAUUAAUUAUAACCAAAAAAGAAAAGGAACAACUAAUUUCAUUAAAAAAACAUGUUAAAGAUGUAGAAGACAAAAUACGAGGUCAUCAAACAUUUGUAUCCAGUUUACAAGAAAAUAUUCGUUUUCUUAAAUCUGAAUGCAAAAAAUCUACUUCUUACAAACUUGAAGCUGAAGAAUUAAAAAAAGAUUUGGAAAAAUACCAAUCAAUAAACAGUAUAUUAUAUGGAACACCUGCAGAUUCUCAAGAAGCCGUAUGUUUGUUAAAAAAAAAGACUGAUAUUCAAACUCUGUGUUUACUCAUAACUUCUUUUAAAAAAGAAAUUCAAACUUUAAAAGAUAGUAAUAAAGAUUUGGAAACUAAGUUUUCACAACGCGUCACUAAAUAUAUGGAACUUAAAAGACAUUUAUGUAAUAUAAAUGCAAAAGAAUCCAUGAACACCCGAGUAAUGGAAAAAUUAAAAUCAGAAAUUACCGACCUUGAAGCAGAAAUUGUAAGACUACAAAAGAAAUGUGCAAAUUUAGAAUCUCUGGUGCAAGCAAAUGAUAAUACUCCAAGAAGAACUGAAUUAUGUAAAAGAAUAAUACAUGAAAGUCCAGCUCCAGAGUUAACUGUUACUCCAAGCUUAGAAAAAGUAUAUAAAGGUAUAAAAACAAAUAUAUACUCUCCAGAAAAUUCAGUUUCCUCUACAGUACAACCUAAAGGACAAUUAAAGCCACACAGUUUAAACAACAAGACAGAGCAGUCAUCAUCACAAUCUGUUAACACAUUUAUGCCUAAAAGUCCUCGACGACUAAUUGGAUUUAUGAGACCACCUUUAACUACUAAAUCAGUAAGUGCAAAUUAUGUAUCAAAAUCUAUGACUUUUUCAAGUAGUUCAGAUGAAGAAAUGUAUGAUGGUCUUGGUGGCCGUUCAAAACCAGAUGUGUACCCUAGUCGACAGAAACCAAUUAUUAAAAAGCGAAAAUUAGUUUCUAAUUUUAAAAAAAAACCACCACCAUCAAAUAGUAAUACAACAUUGGAUAGUUUUUUAUCUGCUGAAAUUCUUUAAUAAUGUAUCUUUACUAAAAAAACAUAUUUAUAAGUUUAAUUUUUAUAGUAUUU
This is a messenger RNA of Rhopalosiphum maidis (corn leaf aphid), 1686 nucleotides long. Its product is annotated as E3 ubiquitin-protein ligase TRAIP-like. Bases 296 to 1633 code for a protein of 445 amino acids. NCBI's taxonomy places the organism in Eukaryota, Metazoa, Arthropoda, Insecta, Hemiptera, Aphididae. The record is from RefSeq and is a predicted model, not a curated record. The transcript is spliced from 9 exons.